Haemonchus placei is the source of this 507-nucleotide messenger RNA. NCBI's taxonomy places the organism in Eukaryota, Metazoa, Nematoda, Chromadorea, Rhabditida, Trichostrongylidae. The record is from the annotation of a GenBank genome assembly.
AUGAGCUUUCAGAGGAUCCGAGAAGAGUAUGAGAGAAAGUUGGCUGACAUGAGAAAUGAAUUCCGCAAAUUGCAAAUGGUCGAAAGAGAACAUAAACGAAUGCAGGCCAGGCAAGAACGUGAACGCCAAGAAUUGAUGCGAUAUCAAGCUGAACUUAAGGAGUUGAAACGAGUGAAGCCGUCUUUAACAUUAGAAGCCGCAUUUGUAUUUUGUAGGGUAGUUUGUCGUGGUUGUUACUGCUGACGUCGUGAUAACAUCAUCCGUCAGCUGGAGAAUAAGGAUCGACAGCGUGAACAGUUUAUGAAACGAACCACUGAAGAAAUCAAUCGAUUGCGUAAAGCUCAAAAAGAACAAGCCAAACAGACUCGCCUUGCUGCAACACCGAAGAUGACACCAAUACGAUCAACACCGUAUCGUACCGCUCGUACACCAGGUGUCCGCGGGCAACCACCUCCUGAAGCCACCUACUCUCCCAAACAGGCCAAGAUGAAAUGGACAUUCAUUGAG